Oncorhynchus kisutch (coho salmon) is the source of this 3135-nucleotide messenger RNA. Its product is annotated as low-density lipoprotein receptor. NCBI's taxonomy places the organism in Eukaryota, Metazoa, Chordata, Actinopteri, Salmoniformes, Salmonidae. Gene Ontology annotation, molecular function: protein binding; hormone binding; calcium ion binding. Gene Ontology annotation, biological process: receptor-mediated endocytosis. The record is from RefSeq and is a predicted model, not a curated record. The coding region runs from base 275 to 2908 and encodes 877 amino acids. Gene Ontology annotation, cellular component: plasma membrane; apical plasma membrane; signaling receptor complex. The transcript is spliced from 17 exons.
GAAGUGACUCAAAAAAUCUAAUAUUUCUCCCUGGCACUAGACCUAGACACAGGCGCACAGUAAAUCUUCUCUAUAUACCCAAACAACAGUCAUUCGUUUAUCCCAGUUUGUUUUAGCUGUGACUGCAGCAUCCACAAAUAUAUAGAAGCAUCUCUCAGUUGAGUUGAACUAGUGCUGUUCAGUAGGCUAGCUGUCAAACAUUUUGCGUGCCGGGUGGUCGAUAUUAGACCAAGAAGAAACACUUCGAAUUGCGUGGAAGCCCAAAGGAGAAAAGAUGCUACCGACUCGUGUGGGAAUCACCGGGCUGACAGCAUGUUGCCUGGUGUUGCUCUCCCACUGUUUUGCUCCUACAGAUGCUGCGUAUACAUGUGGGACAAGUCAGUUCAGGUGUGGCAACGGGAAAUGUAUCACCAGCCGGUGGGUGUGUGACGGAGGUGAUGACUGUGGUGACAGAACUGACGAGCUGCCAGCCGCCUGCGAGGCUAAGACCUGCCUGCCCACUGAGUUCAGCUGCGGAGGCCCACUGAACAAGUGUAUCUCCGGAACGUGGCACUGUGAUGGCAAAGCUGACUGUGACAAUGGAGCUGAUGAGAAGGGCUGUGCCGCAAAGAACUGCACCGACAACGAGUUCCGCUGCUCCAACGGUCAGUGCAUCGCCGUCUCCUUCGUGUGCGACAAGGACAACGACUGUUCCGAUGGUUCUGACGAGACUUCCUGUCCCACCGCCACCUGCGGUCCCAACGCCUUCCAGUGUAACAACACUGUGUGUGUCCCGCGUCUCUGGGCCUGCGACGGCGACGCCGAUUGUGCCGACGGUUCAGACGAGUGGCCCCAGAACUGUGGCGGGAGGGACACCAAACCGACAACAAAGCCCUGUGGGCCACAUGAAUUCCACUGUGGGAGUGGGGAGUGUAUCCAUAGGAGUUGGAGCUGUGAUGGAGGCAAGGACUGUCAGGAUAAUUCAGAUGAAACCAACUGCAGUCGGCCCACUUGCCAGCCAGAUGAGUUUCAGUGUAAUGAUGGCUCCUGUAUCCAUGGUAGCCGUCAGUGUGACCGGCAGCUUGACUGCAGGGAUCUGAGUGAUGAGAUGGACUGCAAGAGCGUGGAUGCGUGUGAGGGCCCGAAUAGCUUCAGGUGUAAGAGUGGGGAGUGCAUCACCGUGGACAAGGUGUGCAACAGACAGAAAGACUGCCGAGACAUGUCCGACGAACCUAUCAGGGAGUGUGGCAACAACGAGUGUUUGACCAAUAACGGCGGUUGCUCUCACACCUGUACCGACCUGAAGAUUGGCUUCAAUUGCUCCUGUCCUGCUGGGUACAGUCUGGGGAAGGACAACAGGAAAUGUGAAGACAUUGAUGAGUGUGCUGACCCAGACACCUGUACCCAGAUCUGUGUGAACAUCCUGGGAAGUUACAAGUGUGAGUGUGAGGAGGGCUAUGAACUGGACCCCAAGACCAAGACCUGCAAGGCUGCCACAGGUACUGUCCCCUACCUGUUGUUCACCAACCGCCACGAGGUGAGGAAGAUGACUCUGGACCGUAGAGAGUACGUCCCUCUCAUCCCCAGACUGAAGAACGUGGUGGCCCUGGACAUGGACAUGCCUGGACACAAGAUCUUCUGGUCUGACCUGUACCACAGGAAGAUCUACAGCGCCGACAUGAACUUGGCAGGGAACUCCUCCCACCACAACGUGGUGAUUGACAGCCAGAUGGAGUCGCCGGAGUGUCUGGCCGUCGACUGGAUUCACGGUAACAUCUAUUGGACGGACAGUGUGCUCCAGACCAUCUCCGUGGCAACCACGGACGGAACACGGCGAAAGACACUGAUCAGCGAAGGACUGGAGAAACCAAGAAGCAUCGUGGUGGACCCAGCCAAUAACUUCAUGUACUGGACUGACUGGGGCAACGAGGCCAAGAUCGAGAAGAGUGGGCUGAACGGAGCCGACCGCGUCGCCUUGGUAACGGACAACAUCAUGUGGCCUAACGGCAUCACUCUUGACAUGGUUAACCAGCGUCUGUACUGGGUGGACUCUAAGAUGCACACCCUCUCCAGCAUCGGCGUAAACGGAGAAGGACGACACACACUCAUCUACAACGAGGACAAGCUGGCUCACCCCCUCUCUCUCACCGUCUUCGAGGAGAAAGUAUUCUGGACCGACAUGGGUGACAGAGCGGUCAUGAGCGCCAACCGCCUGACAGGAAAUGACAUCACUGUACUGGCGGAGGACCUGAUGCAGCCAGAGGACAUCAUUGUAUACCACAACCUCAAGCAGCCCAUCGGAAAGAACUGGUGCACAGAGAAAAACUUUGUGAAUGGAGGUUGUGAGUUCCUAUGUCUACCUGCUCCCCAGAUCAACCAACACUCCCCCAAAUACACCUGUGCCUGUCCUGAUCACAUGACCCUCGGCCUGGACAUGAGGAAGUGUGUGGCAGCUCCAACAACUACCGCUCCCUCCACCACUCCCAAAACUGCAGCUCCCAUCCCUACCAGGGCCCCAACCAAACAGCCAGCCGGCCCCACUUCCACCACAACUACAACUACCUCAACUACCUCCUCCGGCCGCCGGGCCCAGCCUCAGGACCCUGAUAGGUCCUCGACCACUCACAGUCCACAGGAAACUGCGGUCACAGGUCAAAGUGGCUAUGUUGCCAUGCCCAAAGUAGCUGAGGCAUCACACCAUACUGUGCUCUACAUUGUCUUACCUAUCAUGAUGAUGUGCCUGGUGCUGUUUGGUGCAGUGUUGCUAUGGAGACACUGGAGGCUGAAGAACACCAACACCAUCCACUUUGACAACCCCGUGUACCAGAAGACCACAGAGGACGAGUUGCACAUCUGUAGAAACCACAGCCAGGACGGAUACACCUACCCACAGAGACAGAUGGUGAGCCUGGAAGAAGACCUGGCAUGACUAGUAGAAGAAGAAGAACAAGUGGAUAUGAAGAAUUGUAUUUAAAGAGAGAUUUUUGUUUGAAAAAGUGACAAACAUAAACCGAUGGAGGUCAUUUUAACCCUAAUGCUACUGACACGUCCUUUCCAAUCCUAUGAUGAUGACCUCAUCUCGAUGACCUAAGUUCCUGGCUUCCUGUUCCGAAGAUUCCGUUCCGACCUCAACACUGUGCUGCCAUCCAAGACGAA